Molecule: messenger RNA, 891 nt
Organism: Capsicum annuum
Lineage: Eukaryota; Viridiplantae; Streptophyta; Magnoliopsida; Solanales; Solanaceae
Exons: 3
Coding region: 1-891 (296 amino acids)
Source: RefSeq, a predicted model, not a curated record
AUGUAUCCGUUAUGCAUUACAACAAGCGAUAAAUCAAAUAAAGAUCUAGAAUUUGAUUCUGAAACUGGUGCGAUAAUGCGCAUCGAAGGAACAGGAUUAGAUACAGCUACACUUGCUGUUGUUGAGUCGAAUAAUCAAUACUAUUUGUAUGUACCAGAAAUUAAAACAACAAAAUUCAUCACUGAUUGUCAAAAUACUGAAGUUAAAAAGAAGCAGUUGUAUAAGGAUAAGAAAACUCUGAAAGCUGUAAUGGAAAAGUAUGCGUUAGAUCAAAGUUUUAAUAUCCGAGCAUUAAGAUCUGAUAAAAAAAGUUGGUACAUGAAAGCAUCUUCCCUUUUGGAUUAUGAUCUUUUUCAAGUUUGGAAAUUCAAUGAUGAAAAUACGUGUUCAAUGAGUGAUAGGGUGUUAAAACAGCUACAGGCUACAAUUAACUUUGUUAGUAAUUUUACAAAGUCAAAGUUAGUAAACUACAAGAGGAAGCACACUCCAGCAGAUAUUAUUGAAGAAAUGAAAGUUGUGUAUCGUUUUGACAUCAAUUACAUGAAAGCUUGGCGUGCGAAGGAGCGUGCUAUAGAAAUUCUUAGGGGUGGAGCUGCUGACGGAUAUAGACAAAUGCCAAGAUACAUCUACAUACUAAACUUUGUGUAUCCCGGAUCACACAUCAGGAUGCAUAAGGCUGUAGAUAAUAAAUUCAAAUAUUUGUUUAUAGCUUUACAACCAAUGAUCCAUAGUUUCAAGCAUUGUGGGCCAGUUUUUGUGGUAGACGGUGCUCAUUUGAGUGGACUGUACCAAGAGACUUUUCUUUGUGCUAGCACUCUUGAUGGUGCAGGUUGCAUAUUACCAAUUGCUUAUGGUGUUGUUGACUCGAAAAAUGAUUCCGCUUGGACAUGA